AUGCGGCUACGGCGAGACGCGAAGCUCACGAUUCAAUUUGCCUCAUGGUCGCCGCCCUCCGCCUCCCGGAGCACAUCGUGGAUCAUCCCCUGUUCAUCAGCGCCGUCAGCUGCAUCAACGCGCGCCGGUAUCGCCUACGUUCCCCCGAAGAGGAAGUAUGUCGGCGGCGCCGGUUUGCAGCAAUGCCGCGAUGGGAUUGAUGCUGGGCUGGCAACCAUCAAGUCGAGCUGGAAGCGAACCGGUGUGACCAUUUCAUCCGACAUGAUGACGGAUAAGGCUGGCCGUCCUCAGGCCAACAUCUUCCUCGUCAACGAUUCCGGCGCCAUCUUCAAGAACUGCAUUGAUUGCCGUAUGGAGUCCAAGACCGGUGGCUACGUGGCCGGGAUUAUCAAGCCGGUGGUGGAAGAGGUGGGGCCCCAAAACGUGGUGGCCUUCUGUACCGAUGGGGGAUCAAACUACGCGGCCGCGUGCAAGGAGCUGAUUUCCGCGUGGCCGCACAUUGAGUACGUGCCGUGUGCGACACACGUGCUGGAUUUGCUUCAGGAGGAUGUGGGUAAGAUCAAUUGGGCGAAAAAGGUGGUGGAUCUCCACCCCGCGGGGGAGAACUCAUCUUUUGUGCGCAAUCACCAUUGGACGCGGGGCUACCUUAGGACCCCGGAGUUGGUGGGCGCAACUGUGCUGCAGGCUCUGAAGCCGGCUGGGACACGCUUCGGGACACAGUAUAUUAUUGUGUCCCGCCUCUGUCAGCUGCGGAAGGGGCUGACGCAGAUGGUGGUUAGCGAUUUGUGGAAGGAUUGGGCAGUGGGGACGCGGAAGCCGUCGGCGGAUGCUUUUGCCGCGCUCAUCCUCGAUGCGGCUUGGUGGAAGACUGCCGAGUUCUUCUGCAAGAUGAUGCAGCUCCCCUACAAGGUCAUGAGGGAGACCGACGGGAAGGCGAAGGGGAUGAUGGGGAGAAUUUAUGAUGUCAUGCUUCAGUUGACCGUGGAGUUGGAAGAGCUGGUGGAGGCGGAUGAAGAGCAGCUCAGCAAGACCGACAAGGCUCAGAUCCGCAAGAUCCUGAAAAACCGCUGGGAUGGGAGCCUUGCCUGCGCUUUGCACGUCGUGGGCAGAAUCCUCAACCCGGCAAACCAGGAUGAGGAUAUUUUCGGAAGCGACGCAGAGUGCACAAAGGUUUUCAAGACCUGGAUCGUGCAGCAGAGCGAGUAUCUCAAGAGCAGCGGGAAGGCGGGGGGAGAAGGGGAUGAGUGCUUGAUUGCCCUGCAGGAGGGGGUGCGGGCCUUUCUGGACAUGAAAGGGAGCUUCGGCCAGCCAGACGCGAUUGCACAGAGGGCCCUGGUGAAGAAGGGGAAGUAUGACAGCGUUAAAUGGUGGCAGUGGCAUGGGACUGAUGCGCCUCUGCUGGCGUUUUGCGCCAUCAGAACCCUCUCACAGCCCGUGUCAGCCUCACCCUGCGAGCGCGGUUGGGCAGCGUUUGAGUCAGACCACACCGCACGCCGAAACCGUCUUGGAUCAGCCAAAUGCAGGGAUCUGGUUUUUGUUGCGCACAACUGGAAUGUUGUGCGCAACUGGCAUUCUCGUGCGGAUGUGAUGCCCGAAGUACUGCAGGGGAACAUGGAAGACCCACCUCUGCCCGAGGGCUACAAGCUGGUGGAGGAGGCAGAGGAGGAGGAAGGGGAGGAUGAUGUGUUGAUGGAUGAGUAUGAGGACUAG
This is a messenger RNA of Closterium sp. Yama58-4, 1710 nucleotides long. NCBI's taxonomy places the organism in Eukaryota, Viridiplantae, Streptophyta, Zygnematophyceae, Desmidiales, Closteriaceae. The record is from the annotation of a GenBank genome assembly.